AUGGCUGCGUGUAAGCGCCUGGUCCAAUUAGGUCCAAGUUUUGGAAUCUCAUUCACUAAAUUUCGAAGGUUUUCUUCUUCAGAGAAGCAAUUCGAUGGCUCUUCGAUGAUUUUUGGCAGUUCUUCGUCUUCGAAUUCAAGUUUUAAUCGAUUUGACUUUAGGCAGAUCUCUCAACUUGUCAAACCUAAUGGUUGUUCGCAUAACGAUCUUCUGCCAUCUAGUCCUGUGAGGAGGUUAGAAGCACAAGGUGUGCCUUCAAAGCAGGCAGAGGCAAUAACUGCUGCUAUUACUGAAGUUUUAAAUGAUAGCUUGGAAAAUGUGGCUCACUCUUUUGUUUCAAAAGCAGAAAUAUUGACAUGCUUCAUGAGUCAAACCUCUCCAAGUUUAAAACUGAAGUACAAAGUUCCCAGAGUACUUGUUUUAAAUGCUAUGAAAAACAAAAUGGAAAAAAUGUUGCAACUUCAAAAGAAAUAA
Messenger RNA from Camellia sinensis, 474 nucleotides. The record is from RefSeq and is a predicted model, not a curated record. Lineage: Eukaryota; Viridiplantae; Streptophyta; Magnoliopsida; Ericales; Theaceae.